UUGUUUGUUUUUUGGCCACUGUAUAGCUUUGCUUUGCUACAAAGAACUAAAUCUUUGAAUUCAAAAAUCCUAAUGAAUAUUCUAUGUAAAAUAAAUUUGAAAUAAGCAUUGGUUAAAACAAGUUAUUGUCUUUUUAGUGUGUAAAAUUCCCCCUCCUUUUCUAGAGCCACAGGAAAAGUCCCUUAGCUAAGCUAUAUUGACCUGUUUGCAGAUUGAAUUCAGACAUACUGAGACAUGCUGCGUGUUCUGGUCAUUUUAAGUUUGCUUAGAGGAGCUUAUCUUGCAGAAAUUAUUGCACGAGGAGACGCUGCUGUUGAGUUUGGUCAGGAUGCUUCAUUCUCUUGUACGCUGCCAGACGCGUCUGCUGUCAAACAAGUCACCUGGCAGCGCGUGCGUGACCAGGAACCGGUACAAACUCUGGCUACAUACAGCGCGCUCUUCAACGAUUAUGUGGAUGAUCAGUAUGUCGGAAAGGUCAUUUUCACCACUGCGUCAGUUAAUUCAUCAUCCAUUGAGAUCAAAAACACAACAUUUGAUGACGAGGCUUGUUACAUUUGUUCCUUCAAAGUGUACCCAUUCCAACCUAAACGACAAACCUUGUGCCUCGCUGUUAAAGGUAUUUCAGAAAUAACAGCAUCAUUGAACACUGCACUCAGUUCUGAUCCAGAUGUUGUAGUCUCAUGUUCAGCUACUGGUAAACCAACCCCAACUAUCCACUGGAAAUCUGCAGAGAAAGAGCUGGACAACUUUUCAAGUAAUUUUACAACUCUGAAUAAAGACAGCUCAACCACCAUUACAAGCAACCUCACGCUUCCACUCUCACAGUUUCAUGGGCUGUAUGUGGAAUGUGUGGCGAAGAGUGACAGCAUGGAGAAGAGCAUCCAAAUCAAAUUGCCUGAAGUAGAAAAUAAAGAGAAUAAAGUCACAUUAAGAAAUUAUAUCAUUCCCAUACUGGUUGUGGUUAUCAUGAGUAUUGCCAUUAUUGCUACCUAUCUUCACACAAAGUUAAAUGAUAAAGUUCAAGAAUAUGCUUGUCUGGUUUGAUCUUCUGCGCAGCUACUACUUUAUUCAUUAUUUUCCAAAUAUUUCUGAUGCAUUUUUGCAAAAAUCUGCAAAAAAAAAUCAAUUCAUGAUUAAAUUAGUGAAUAAGCAAUUAUAUAAUGGUAUAAAUAAUACCUGUUCACCUGAGAAAGUCUGUAUUUUUCCACAGUUUCUUCAUCCUGCAUAUGCAUUUUAAGUUCUUUCUUGUUACAUUCUGUAUUCUUUAUUGUUGUGAGAUUUGUCUUUAGGAUUUUAAAUAGGUGUGUUACAGGCAGCUCUCUGAGUAAUAUGCUCAGCUUUAAUCAGUAAAAUGCUUCGUUGUAAGCUUUAAGCUGUUUGGUAUAUAUUGUGUUUGUGCUAUCAAUUAAGAAUAAGUAUAUCAAAUAGAAUAGAUGUGUUUGUUUUUGUGCAUUUAUUGUUUAUUUCACCCACACACACACACACACACAUAUAUAUGCUUUAGCAGUCAUACGUCUUUUCCACUAAUCAACAACAUACUAACAUGCUGUUUAGCAAAGCUACAGGUCAUCUUUCCAUAAUGCUCAAAGAUCUGAAAUAAAACAUAUUUUUUUAACUCAAA
Messenger RNA from Carassius gibelio (silver crucian carp), 1621 nucleotides. RefSeq names its product OX-2 membrane glycoprotein. The transcript is spliced from 5 exons. The record is from RefSeq and is a predicted model, not a curated record. NCBI's taxonomy places the organism in Eukaryota, Metazoa, Chordata, Actinopteri, Cypriniformes, Cyprinidae. Gene Ontology annotation, molecular function: cell-cell adhesion mediator activity. Bases 235 to 1044 code for a protein of 269 amino acids.